UCAGUCUGAAGGCUACCGUGUGGCUCUCUGUUAUGGACAGUGUCUUUACAACACUACGUUUUGUUUUGUAUGAUGAUUUUGCCUCUUUUACGUUUCCGGAUUUUGUUUACGUUCGCUCGGACCGUCUUUUUCAGUCGACAAUGCUCGGUAUCAUCAGUUGGUCGGUGUUGACAGUUUAACUAACGGCUCGGUGAUUCAGUAGCUUAGGAAUAUUUUUUUUUUCUUCGCCAAACUGGAAAUACUUUAUGGAAAAGCGAAAACUUCCCUAACAUUUACAUGUUUCUUUUCAGUCAACUCGUCGUAAUUGUCCUGGACUCGUCGUAGUUUAUUUUGUUGGUGCGGGACAGACUUGAUAUUUUACAUCGAGCCUAGAGCUUUUCACUGAACUUGUGUAUUGACUACUGGCUAUGGGCUAGCUAGAACUUCAUCAAUACAUCUCAAUGUUUAAAGAGUGUGUUGAAGUGAAAGUGAAAGACUGAUUAACGUUACCUCUACUUUACAACAUGCGAAGACAACAAACAUGUGGACUCUUUGCUGACCCAUCGUUGAGGCUACAGAUAUGCUUUUAACGGCGUGAUUCAGUUGUGCAUGCAUGCCCCUCCAUGCCUUUGUUGGCAUCUAAUGGAAGAAAAAGCACCGAUCAGGUCCACCAUGGUAUCCAGACUGCCUAAGUUCGGUGGACGCUCCUCGACUGGUGGCGCCAGCCCAGUUUCCAAUGGUUCCACUCAGCCAACGACCACUGCCCAGGAUGGUAAGACCACUCCUCCAGGAACACGCCCAAAUGGCGUGAUCCAUGCGUCUCCUUUCUCCCUGAAAUGGAGGAGAGAUGAAGGGAUGACCCACUCCAGCCCUACCACCCCCACUACCCCAGGGGAUGGAGGUGAAGACAAGGCUCAGACGCAGUUUCCCUCAUUGGCAAAGGAGGUAAAGAAUGGAUCUCCAGGGACGCCAAAGAUGCGAAGAUCAGGCACUUUAAUGGUUGCCGUAUCUAGCCCCAAGGCCAUCCCCAAGCAAUCCUCAAAGAUGAGUCCCAAAGUAGGGACCAAGCUUGGCCAAAGCUCACUUAAUGGAGGUCCUAAAAUGGGUAAUAAUGGCUCAGGCAUUCCUGCCCGAACAGGGUCCGAUUCCCGCCUUGUGCGGCCAAGGUUAGGCUCCAGCUCUCCCAGAAGCAGCUCUCAAGACAGCCUGUCCCAGUCCAGUGACAGCCUGAAGACCUUAGCACUGGACAACAUGGUGCGUUCGAACAGCUUCACUCACUUCAAGCAGAUUCCCUCGCCCACAAGCCAGCCCAUGACACGGUCCUUCUCCUUUAACCGGGCUGUGGAGCUGGCCAAACCUCUAGCCAACACUCAGCUCCGGCCUCCUCGGAGUAAUUUCCUCAAACCCCCUCAGUUGAGCAAUGGAAGAGUGGGCUUAGCACUUGGAGGCCUGAAUGGCAGUCUGGGAGGUUCAGGAGGUCUAGUUGGAGGACUUGGAGGACUUCAGUACAGCAGAACUCCUCCAACUGCCUCCUCGCUGCCUACUCCCUCGAUUCCUCCAGCACCCACUACUCCCAGUGCUCUGAAGAAGCCUCUGCUCCCGAGUUGUGUGCUUACCAAGUCACUGGGCAGCAGUGGGGGGUCUUUGGGCUACAGGCUGGCUCGAUCUGGGCAGGCCAAGCAGCAGAAGCCUCUUUUUCCAGGCAGGGUCAAGGGGGAUAUCAGACCUUCAGCUGCCCCUGAGUGUGGAGAACUAUUAGGGAUAACAAUAGACACUGAGCUGACGAGUGAGGCUGAAAAAGCAGACUUUCACAGUGACAGUGAUGGAAGCUCUGGAGCUAGAGGAGGAAAAGGAGGAGGAAGUGGUGUGCUUAGGCAGCUCUCUGGCCAGGCGGCCGGCGAGACUCUGGAGGAUAUGUCCUUAUCUUCUGCCUCGUCUCUAGACAGAGCCGACACCAGUGAAGAGUUUUUAGACGACUUUGACAGUGUGGGAGAUGUGCUCAGUGAUGGGGACAUGCCUGACAACAGGAAAAGUGGCACCACUACCCAAACCUGCCUACACAACUUUCUCAAUGAGACCAUUGACUGGGACACGAUAGAUCUAGCAGUACAUGAAGAAGAAAGCCCUAUGCAGGACUCAGAGGGGCCGCUGGUGCUGUGUCCAGUGCGAGGUGUUGCCCCCCACGCUUCAUCUGUGGAGCUGUCACCCUCCAACAGCUCUGGUGGAACUUACAUGUGGGACGAGGAGGGUCUUGAGCCCCUUGGAGGACCUGGGACUCAUCCAUUAGACAGUUAUGAUGAUUCAGAGCUCAACAGUAUGGAUAUCCUGAACAACCUGGACCCUCGAGGACCUGGAGAGUUGGAUGAUGAUGACCUCAUGCUAGAUGUGGACCUCCCAGAGGAUGGCUUGCAUGACGUUGACAGGAUGUCCCACAUUGAGCGCUCAGACAGAGUCGGUCGGCAGGGGCAGCGGCGUAAACAGCACCGCUGGAGUGCACCAGAUCACUUCCACAAUGAUGGCAGGGCUCAUGUCUUCCAGCACUUUGAUGGACUCAAAUCUUCAAGGGUCUCCUCACGGCCCGCCCCCUCUGAAAGCAGGCAGCGUGGCUACAUGGCGAUGCUGGAUGAACUCACGCUUGAGCACAUGACUCAAGAUUGUAGCUCGCUCAAGAACCAGCUGCUCAGGCUCAAAACAUUACUGAAGCUUGAGGAUACAGACUCUCCAGCAGAUCCUCCUGAGGAGAUUGAAGACAAUACCACUGCAUCACAAUUGGAAGAGCUGAUUAAGGAAGUGCAGGUGCUCAGAGAGGAGCUGAGGAGUCGAGACAAGACCAUUGCUCAGCUCACAGUGCAGUGUCAACAGCUACAACAACAUCAGCGGGAACAAAUGCCUGCUCAAGGACGUCAGGUCAGGUGUCAGUGCCACCACCAGAGGUCUCUCUCUUCACUACGUCAGAGUGACAGACAGAUGGACAGACGGAUGCAGCAUCACUAUGACAAGGCCACCCAGACAUACUGGAGACCACCCAGCCAUGCUCCUCAAAUACUACAGCCUUUCAACCCCUGCCUCAACGAGCACCUCCACCAGGGAAAAAUAGUAAAAACUCCCCCCACCGAGGGCCACAGUGACCUGACAAGGAGAAGAUCAGAUGAAGGAACCCAUAUAGAUGCUGACCGUCCUCUUGAAGGCCUUAUGGCAGAUGUGUCCAGCCCAGCAGACCCCGACAAGCUGAGUCAUCUCUUCAGCACCCACCUGCACUGCCUGGGCUCUGGGGCUCCACAGGGGGUUAAAGCUAGAGACAGCCCAGCGUCGGCAGCUCAGUCUGCAACACAGCAUGAGUGGAAAGCCCCUGCCGUGAUGCCGCAGAACUCUUUCACCCCUAGAUCUGCUGGUUCGUCUUGCCCUCGCAUGCUGCAGCCUCCUCGCCUUCAAAAGCGUAUCUCUCUCCCUGCACUCAAGCCAGGGGGCACUGGUGGCUUUGCCUCUCUGAAGCUGGGGUCCUCCUUAGGGCCUCUGACUAACCGGACCAAGCAGCUGCCCCCUCCGUCUAGAGGCCUUCCCUGCUUUAACGCUGGACCCCAGGUGCAGGCUCCGAGUCUACGUCGCACUUCACUGCUUCAGCCAUUCAGAGCAUCACACCCUUGCAGGGAUACACAGUGCGCCAAGUCCAGCCUGGUGGAGCCUGACCAGGGGACGCUCAAAGACCCCGGGUCAGCCAAGAUCCUUAUCCCUUAUGGUCGAUCAUGUCUCCCCAAGCCAAAGAUUCCCUAAGGAACUUAACUCCACCCAUCAAAACCUAAAACUGGAAUCACUCUGACAUUGAUAUUUAUUACCCGCCCCUGCCCAACCCCCCAGCCAUAGUAACAGUUUGGUUGAAAGAACAUACACAGAGUACAUUAACCCAUAUGGACCAUUUAGGGACUACCUGUGUCAGUGACUGCUGUACAGUAUCAUUUCUAACUGCCCGACUGACUGAUUGGAAUAUAAUAUGAAGCAGGAUCAUGAUCUUCACAACAAUCCACAGUGAGAAAAACAUGUCGACUUAACUAGCUUUGCACAUGCUCGUGAAUGCUGCUGAUGCAAGAAAAAAAGAGUAUUUCCAUUCAGAGAAGUCAGCCUUUUGUUUUGUUUUGUAAAACCCGCUGGCUAUUACCACAUUUAAAGUCUAAGUUCACUCGUCCUUACACAUCUGUGCCCUCCUGACACACAGGUGCGUUUGGUUUUAAACACUGAGGUGACAUAAAUGUGACUUUUGCUGUGUAAUAGAAAGCCCAGGGGGGGAUGGAGGCAGAAACAAACAGUGAGAAAUAAAGAAAAAAAAGAAUAAAAUAACAGUAGAAGUGAAAUAGGGGCAAGAGGCUGAAAAGCAAAUUCGUCAAAGCUCUCUGGAGCUGUCACUUCCAUAAUGAAAAUAUGUGUUUGUAUAAAUGAGUGUUUGUGAGAAAGAGAGGGAGAUACAGAGAGGUGAGGGACAAAGAGCAAAGCAGCUCCACGCUGUAGAUUUAUACAUGUUUCUAGGUCAGUUUGCUAGACUUACAAUCUGAGUGAAACUUUGAACCCUUCACAUAUUAGCCGAAGGGGUCGCAAAUGUUCUGUGUAAAUGCAGCCCAGAUGGAAAUAUCAUGCUGGUGGCACAGGUAUGAUUAGGAAAAAACAGUAGUAUGCAAGUGAGGAAUUCGCUCACAUAAUGUGGAAAAGAGCAGUGUAAUAAAGCACUCACACACUUAUGUGAGCUGAGGCACAAUGUGGGCUCGCUUACAGCCAUGCACAAACACACACAAAGUACUCCAACACUCUGAAGUGUCUGUUCUUUCGGAGGUUACUUUGUGCAUUUUUAGAUAGAAAAUAGUGAAGAGUAACAGGAAGUCUGACGAGAGAGCAGACAGCAUGCAACAAAGCUAAAUUAAUACCUUACUGGAUAUCAUAGUCCUUUAAAAGACAAUCACAACACACAAAAAAAAAAAAGUGAGGAAAUGUCACUUGUUUCCAGUGAAAAUAAUUGUGUUUCAGAAGUGCUGAGAACUCUCCAUGUUGGUUGCCUCAUUUUAAGACAUCACAAUUUAAUGCAAGAAUAUUAAACAAGUCAAAUUCAGGAGGGAAAGGUGACACUUGAUUUAAGAAAAGAGAAUUUUGGAGCAAAUUAAAUAACUUGUUAAGAGGGACGUUUUUGCAAUGCGCGCUGACCUCCUUGAACUAUCUCCCUCAAUAACCCACACAUGGAUAUAUCGGCUAACAGGGAUUCAUUAGACGUGGGAAGCUGCUGCCUGCUGAAUGUGUAUGUGUGAGUGUGUGUUUGAGCUGUUGCCGUCCGUCCUCCCCCCCUGUCUCUCUCCUCCUCUCGCUCUCUUGCACAUCUCUUUGGAAACAUCAAAGGUAUUAGCGCGGUAUUUUCAGGUAGGGAGCCUUCGGGGCUUUAGAGGUGUUUCUCUGGGAGUUUUUGAGAAUUGUGUUUAUCUCUCCUUUGCGGAACCCUUUUGCAGUCAAAUGUUCCCGAAAUGUCCCCUAACGGAGAGCAGCAGUGUGUUAAAAAGGCCUUCUGACAGCAACUUUGCUCUCUUCUCUGUCACGCCGCGUGACCGCGUGGUGUACGCCUCUGGCACUGUCCGGUCUACUGCGUCCAAUAAUGCACCCUAUAUAGACAGAGUGAGACAGAGAGAGAGAGAGAGAGAGAGACACACACACACACGCACGCACACACACUCACAUCACAUGCAUACACAUAGACGCACAUGUACAGGAACUCUGACAAAACUCAAAGAGACACAAACUCAGACAGAGCUCACACAUCACGUCAGGUUUCCCAGUGGCCGCACGAGUGCGGCAACAUGCACACACACGUUGAAUUUUAAACCAAAGUGCAUAAAAGUGUGUUAGUGUUGUUUUGGUAGCUCUCACAAAAUGAGCUCUCCAAGUACACACUGAUCCAUCUGUCCGCUGUAGCUAAAUAAAAAUGGCUGAUUCAGAUUACCCUGGAAAUAGGUAGAGGCUCGCGUGCGUGCGUUUCUGAGUGUGGAUCCAUGUGGCUGAUAAAACAUGUUUACCUGUUGGAUGGCUCAACAUUGUGCUGAAGCAUCCAAGCAGUCAACAGCGCUCCGUGAAGCCAAGAAAAACUCAUUUCUUUUAAUGAAAACGGAAACUGGGACCGAAAGAUACAUACAGAGGAUGGGAAAGAUGCUCAGCUAGAGACAAUAAGAUGGAGCAGCAGGAAAGAGACAAGAUUAAGAGAUGUAGUGAUGAAGUAGUGAAAGCGCGAUGAUCAAGAUAAGCUGAAUGUUUGUCUGUAAAAUAUCAUGAAGGUGUGAAUGAGAGAGGGAGACGGAGGCCAUAGCAUACUUUGUUUGUGUGCACUGUUGUCCAGAGAAUAGCCUGGUCCCCACAGCUGUGUCACUCACUGCUUAGUAAUGCCAAACAGGAAAUCAAUGUUGCCUGUUGUGUGUUCCCCUGUUUAUGUCUGUUUGUUUGUGUGUGUAUGUGUAUGUGUCUGUGCGUGUGUGUGUGUAAAUGAGCAUCUCCAGCCACCUCUGGCUGCCAGUGUUUCAUUCUUGGAAGAGUGUGUGUGAGUGUGAGAGUGAGAGAGAGAGAGAGAGAGAGAGAGAGAGAGAGAGAGAUGUGUCUGCCCACAGGCCAAAGGCAAACCCAUGCCAGGGAAAGCAGGGCAGUGCCACCAUAUCUCUAAAUCAAUGUCCCUGCUCAGUUUAGCAGUCAAGCCAAUCAGUGUGGCUAGCUAUGCUUUAACAAAAUCACAACUGGGCUGAAAACUCUCUGCACCAACUUGGAUCACUUCUACUACAGGCUCUUGAUCCACUUUGUUUUGUGAGAAGACUUGUGAGAAGAGUAAUUAAGCUGCAUUACACAACAGGAAAAAUGUUACCAAAGGGUCCAUGUUGUCCUACAUUACUACUCUGAAUGGCACAGAACUGCAUCUUGGCACAUUGUCUAUCUAUGAAGAUGUUUUCUUGCAAUACAAUGAUGAUGCACAUCAACUAAGACACGUUACUUGACUUCCACUGAUAUUUAGAACAUAAAGCAGGGUUACUGCAAAGAAAAAAAAGGCAUAUUUACUUUUUCAAGCUUUUAAUUUUACUUUAAAGCUGCUAUAUGCAAUAUUUUUAUAUUAACAAAGGAUGGAAUGACUAUGUGUAUGUAAAAGGAGUUGCUUGUAAUGACAAACCCAGAGAUGAUUAUCACCUAACUUCUUAGUUUGCCUCAGCUCUGUGGAACAUUUAAGCGUCUCAGCAAAAAAAGCUCUGGUAAACCCACUGUGCACUACCUGCCCAGCACCAUACUGCAGAGAGACAAAUAAAGUCAGUGGCUAGCUGGUGAACACAGUGGAGCAUUUAGCAGCUAAAGAGCCAGAUAUUUCCCUCAGUAGUUAGUGGAGAGCCAAACAGAGAAAUGAUUGGAAGUGCACCCAAACUUGACUGCAAAUGAAUGCUAAUUCUGCUACAUAUCUGCUGAAUGAGUAAAUACUGUAAGAUACUGUUUUCUAACAUAUGUGAAUAUCAGCUUCAUAAGGUGUUGGUGUUUACAGCUCGUGGCCAAAAACAUCUGUUGGUGCAUUUGCAAAACCCUAAAUAGAGAGUUGUUUCUUCGCCACCUCUACCUUGUCCUGAUCGUGGUUAGAGUAAAAGUAAAAUCCAAAGCUUGAAAAGGCAUUUUUUUGUUUGUUUAUUUCCGGAGUAACUCUACUGUUCUAACUGUACUUGACUUGUGGUUUGGUAUGUUUGUUCUCCAAGCAGCAACAGACACAGCAUAGUCCAUUGAUCCACCACUCAAGCGUUACAGUUGUCAUUUUCAUCAUAGCUGAAUUUCCACCUAGAGGUUUAAAGUGUUCACAGAUAAAGCACAAACCGUAGUGAAGCUUUUCAGAUUUUCUUCAUAUAUUAUGCAAGGUCACUGUAUAUCACUACCUAAUCUCCAGUAUGAGCUGUUUUCAGUUGUUAAGCACUGUCUCCAGAAAACUGUGCAAUAUUGUUUGAAGCAAAAAGUUGAGGGAACGCUACACUAUAUUUUUAGUAACCUUUUAUGCAAAUGAAAAAAAGCAAUUAAAGCUUUUUUUAAUUUUAAUUUUAAAAUUCUAAUCUGAAGCACUUUAAAUGACAUUAGUUGUUAAGGCUGAAUGAAUAUUAUACUGGAUUUAGAAGCUACUUAUAUUUCUUAUGGUUCUCUUAAUCUUUCUUCUUUCCAAAUUUGUCUCUGUUUGCAGAGCGGAUCAUACUUUUGUAGGAAGCGAUGUGCGACAGCAAUAAAGGUUGAACCAAAACUCUGACGAGGGUUUUUCUUUUUGGAUCAUUUUCAGUUGAAGCUCUGCCACCUUUCACUAUCUUUCUUUAAUAUGUUGUUUCCAUCACAACUGCUUGAAUGUUAGACCAGUAACCUCCAGGUGUGUUUACCUGUGUUUAACUGUAGGGCAGAGUCAAAAUAUUUAACAUCAGGGCAGAGGAAUGUUGUUCUGCCAUUGAUGAGAGGCCACAGGUGAAAACGUGUCCUACACUGAGAGGUGCUGUAUAACUCAGUCAAUGCUUUUCAUGGAUCUGGAUCAUAAACGCUCAACAACAUGUAAACCCACAAACGUAAAGCUGCUGAUCUCAGUAUGAAAGAGAAACCUCAUUCUCUGUUUGUUUUCCUGGUUUUCACUAUCUACUGGUUGUUAAUCUGUUCAAAUAAAGUAUGAUUGUGAAACAAA
Seriola aureovittata is the source of this 8665-nucleotide messenger RNA. RefSeq names its product coiled-coil serine-rich protein 2a (gene ccser2a). Gene Ontology annotation, cellular component: microtubule cytoskeleton. The coding region runs from base 589 to 3750 and encodes 1053 amino acids. Gene Ontology annotation, biological process: microtubule bundle formation. NCBI's taxonomy places the organism in Eukaryota, Metazoa, Chordata, Actinopteri, Carangiformes, Carangidae. Gene Ontology annotation, molecular function: microtubule binding. The transcript has 10 exons. The record is from RefSeq and is a predicted model, not a curated record.